AUGUCCAUCGAUCUGAAUUGGGAGACAUUGACCACUGGUCCUGAUGGAGCUGCUCUAGCAGAAAGGAUCCGGGACUUUGUGCACGAAAAGUUCCAGACUGUGACUCUGCCGCGCUUCAUCAAAGGGGUCAAAGUCCAUGCCUUCGAGUUCGGCUCCAUCGCCCCAGAAGUCGAAAUCAAAGACAUAUGUGACCCACUACCUGAUUUCUACGAGGAAACAGAAGACGAUUACGGAGAAGAAGAUGAGGAAAAUGACCAGAAUGGUGAAUGGGAAGCAAAGGCAACUGACGAGGAGACCUUAAGAGAACGAAGACGGAUGGAUCGAGUCGAGAGAACGAAUGGGCCUUCACAAGUCACGCAUUAUCCACCUUAUAUUGACACACGACUGCCAGGAAUGAGAUCGAUGCAGAAUCCUGGGGAUAUCGGAAGUCCGUUCUUAGGUGUCAGCACUCCCGGAAUUCCUGGCGGGACAUCAAAUCUCCAUUAUUUCCACUCGCAACUAGCGACUGGAUUGUCCGGUACUCAGACACCACUUGCUGCAGUAGCAGGUGCACACUUACCACAUGGUUGGCCUGACUACUCGAAUCUCCAUACAGGGAAUCGUGGCCAUCGACACACAACCAGCGGUAGCUCCAUUUCGCCACCCCCAACCGCCGAUGGACAGGCGCAAGCACUACGAGAGAAGGCAAGUGUUUCUACAUUAGCCACAUCAAACUCAACGACGAGACCCCAAACCAGAGAUGGUAUCUUUGAGGAAACUAUUGAAGAAGAACCUACAUCACCUCCUCGAAGGUUUCGUGAACCGAAGGUCGAAGACCUUCAAACAGUGUUUCGGGUACGAUAUUCUGGCGAUGUAAGGUUGUCUUUAACAGCAGAGAUCUUACUGGACUAUCCUAUGCCUAGUUUUGUUGGGAUACCUGUCAAGCUAAACAUCACUGGAUUGUCGUUCGAUGGAGUUGCUGUAUUGGCAUAUAUCAGGAAGCGUGCCCAUUUUUGCUUUCUAUCACCCGAGGAUGCGUAUGCAACGAUUGGGGGAGAGAAUGAAGAUAUCAACAGUCCGAAUGGCAUGAAAAUGGGUGGGCUGUUACACGAGAUCAAAGUCGAAAGUGAAAUUGGGCAAAGAGAGAAUGGAAAACAGGUCCUGAAAAAUGUUGGAAAGGUAGAAAAGUUCGUGCUUGAACAGGUUAGGCGCAUAUUCGAGGACGAGUUUGUGUAUCCGAGUUUCUGGACAUUCUUAGUUUAG
Messenger RNA from Cadophora gregata, 1242 nucleotides. It is a transcript of the gene MDM12, whose product is annotated as Mitochondrial distribution and morphology protein 12. Gene Ontology annotation, molecular function: lipid binding. Gene Ontology annotation, biological process: phospholipid transport; mitochondrion organization. The transcript has a single exon. The record is from RefSeq and is a predicted model, not a curated record. NCBI's taxonomy places the organism in Eukaryota, Fungi, Ascomycota, Leotiomycetes, Helotiales, Ploettnerulaceae. The coding region runs from base 1 to 1242 and encodes 413 amino acids. Gene Ontology annotation, cellular component: ERMES complex.